AUGGGAGGCAUGCCCCGCGCUACCAAGGAGGCUUGGUUCGAGAAGCUCACCGAGCUCCUCGAGAAGUACCCCUCCAUCUUCAUCGUCAACAUCGACAACGUCUCUUCCCAGCAGAUGCACCAGAUCCGUCAGUCUCUCCGUGGCAAAGGUGUCGUUCUCAUGGGCAAAAACACCAUGGCUCGUCGUGCUCUCCGAAUGCUUGUUGGUGACAAUCCCGAUUACGAGCGCUUGCUCCCUCACCUUAAGGGCAACAUCGGUUUCGUCUUCACCUCUGGUGAUCUCAAGGAUGUCCGCGACCAGAUCCUUUCCAACCGGGUAGCCGCUCCUGCUCGUGCCGGUGCUUACGCUCCCGCCGACAUUUUCGUCAAGGCAGGCAACACAGGCAUGGAACCUGGUAAGACUUCGUUCUUCCAGGCUCUCGGUGUCCCCACCAAGAUCGCCCGUGGUACCAUCGAAAUUGUUAGCGACGUUAAGGUCGUUGAUGCCGGUAGCCGUGUGGGUACGUCGGAAGCUACGCUUCUCAACAUGCUCAACAUCUCGCCUUUUACCUACGGUAUGACUGUUGUGCAGAUCUACGACCAGGGCCAGUGCUUUGAGUCCUCCGUUCUCGAUGUUUCCGAGGAUGAUCUCGUGGACCGAUUUGUUCUUGGUGUCAAGCAGAUCGCUUGUAUCUCGUUGGCUCUUAACUACCCCACCAUUGCCAGUGUUAUGCACAGCUUGGUCAACGGUUACAAGAACCUCAUCGCUGUUUCGCUUGCCACUGAUUACGAGUUUGAGGGAAGCAAGAAGGCUAAGGAGUACCUUGCUAACCCCGAGGCUUUUGCUGCUGCCGCUCCCGUCGCUGCCGCUGCUGAUGCCGGUGCUGCCGCUCCCGCUGCCGAGGAGAAGGAGGAGGAGAAGGAGGAGUCUGAUGACGACAUGGGCUUCGGUCUCUUUGACUAA
This is a messenger RNA of Ustilago hordei, 942 nucleotides long. Its product is annotated as putative RPP0 - acidic ribosomal protein L10.e. Lineage: Eukaryota; Fungi; Basidiomycota; Ustilaginomycetes; Ustilaginales; Ustilaginaceae. The record is from RefSeq and is a predicted model, not a curated record. Bases 1 to 942 code for a protein of 313 amino acids. Gene Ontology annotation, cellular component: cytosolic large ribosomal subunit. The transcript has a single exon. Gene Ontology annotation, molecular function: structural constituent of ribosome; large ribosomal subunit rRNA binding. Gene Ontology annotation, biological process: ribosome biogenesis; cytoplasmic translation; ribosomal large subunit assembly.